AGCAGCAGCAGCAGAAGAAGAAGAAGAAGCAGCAGCAAGUUUUAGACCCAGCAAACUCUGCCGCCUGUCUAGAAGCAAGAUGCAUCCUCAGCAGCUGACCAUCUCCUGGUUUUCCCUGGUUUUGCUGGCACCUCCCCUCAUGGCUACAUGGGAACUGGAGAAAAAUGUUUAUGUUGUAGAGUUGGAUUGGGACCCUGAUGCGGCCGGAGAAAUGGUGGUCCUCACCUGCAAUACCCCUGAAGAAGAUGACAUCACCUGGACCUCGGACCAGAACAGUGAAGUCCUAGGCUCUGGUAAAACUCUGACCAUCCAAGUCAAAGAAUUUGCAGAUGCUGGCCAGUAUACCUGUCACAAAGGAGGCAGGGUUCUGAGUCAGUCGCUCCUACUGAUACACAAAAAGGAAGAUGGAAUUUGGUCUACUGAUAUCUUAAAGGAACAGAAAGAAUCCAAAAAUAAGAUCUUUCUAAAAUGUGAGGCAAAGAAUUAUUCUGGACGUUUCACCUGCUGGUGGCUGACGGCAAUCAGUGCUGAUUUGAAAUUCACUGUCAAAAGCAGCAGAGGCUCCUCUGACCCCCAAGCAGUGACUUGUGGAGCAGCGACACUCUCAGCAGAGAAGGUCAGAGUGGACAACAGGGAUUAUAAGAAGUACACAGUGGAGUGUCAGGAGGGUAGUGCCUGCCCAGCUGCCGAGGAGAGCCUGCCCAUCGAAGUCGUCGUGGAUGCUAUUCACAAGCUCAAGUACGAAAACUACACCAGCAGCUUCUUCAUCAGGGACAUCAUCAAACCGGACCCUCCCAAGAACCUGCAGCUGAAACCAUUAAAGAAUUCUCGGCAUGUGGAAGUGAGCUGGGAAUACCCUGACACCUGGAGCAUCCCACAUUCCUACUUCUCCCUGACAUUUGGCAUACAGGUCCAGGGCAAGAACAACAGAGAAAAGAAAGAUAGACUCUCCGUGGACAAGACCUCAGCCAAGGUCGUGUGCCACAGGGAUGCCAAGAUCCGCGUGCAAGCCCGAGACCGCUACUAUAGCUCAUCCUGGAGCAACUGGGCAUCUGUGUCCUGCAGUUAGGUUCUACUCCCAGGAUGAAACCUUGGAGGAAAAGUGGAAGAUAUUAUACAAAUUUUUUUAAAAGACAAUGGAAUAGGGCCCAAAAGUUAUUUUCUACCUAAUUUUCUUUUUUUAAAGGAUCAUUAUAAUGUCUUUGUAGUAUUUUUACAUUGAAAUGCCAAAUGCCCACUGAAAUAAUUAGCUACUUUAUUUAUAGAUUUUCUAGCUAACAGGUUGCCACUGACCUUAAUGCUAUUUAAAUAUUUAAGUAAUUUAUGUAUUUAUUAAUAUAUUGUUGUUAUUGAACCCUUCUGUGCCAAGAUGUAUUAUAUGUUUCACACUCCCAGGACCCGAUCCGUAAGGAAUAGGCCCUAUUAUGCAAAAUGUGAAUUUAUUUAUUUAUACUGACAACUUUUCAAGUAAGAGUACAAGUGCAUCAGUUUUAUGACAACCAGUGAGAGCACAAUGUUCUGAUGCCAUAAUAUAUUUGUGAUGGAUGGGAACACAGAAACAGUUAAAUAGAGGCAGGGAGACAUGACUCCAUUUGAAAGGAUUCUGGAGAUCGAGAUGUUAGUUCCUGUAUCCUUGAAGGUUUCCUCGAGCUGAUGUUGAUAAAGCAGUUCAGGGCCACCUGCACUUCUAAGCAAGUUUUUGGGGGGCUUGGGGGGACAUUGGAUGCGUGAAUUUAGAAAGGCCUAAAAAAUUAAUUGAAAUUGAAAUUCCACAUCAGCCACCCUGGCCGUCCCCCCUCUAUCCAUCUGUAAGACACUGGAGAGUGACCCCGAGACAGUAUGUGUCUGAAAAGUAAAAAGGUCUUAGGAUCCAAGAGGGAGAAUAAGUAUAGGAUGGCCAAGCAAAUAAAAUUGUCACAAUUGCCAGUUGCCUUUUAAUAGCCAUGCAAAAAAGCCCAGGGUUGCAAAGAAAACAAUCAUGAAUCGCUUACUCAUCAGCAUGAGUGAACCUGACUGGUGGGUAUGA
This is a messenger RNA of Hyaena hyaena (striped hyena), 2026 nucleotides long. RefSeq names its product interleukin 12B (gene IL12B). Lineage: Eukaryota; Metazoa; Chordata; Mammalia; Carnivora; Hyaenidae. Gene Ontology annotation, molecular function: protein binding; cytokine receptor activity. The record is from RefSeq and is a predicted model, not a curated record. Gene Ontology annotation, cellular component: external side of plasma membrane; membrane. The transcript is spliced from 8 exons. The coding region runs from base 80 to 1069 and encodes 329 amino acids. Gene Ontology annotation, biological process: immunoglobulin mediated immune response; cytokine-mediated signaling pathway.